AUGUUGCAUAUAGCUCUCUUGGUUCUGCUGGCUGCUGCUUCCAUUGUCAAGGGUGAGACGUUGACCCAGCCGGCAUCUCAGAUUGUACGACCUGGUCAAGAGUUAAACAUCAAUUGUCAGGUGUCUUAUUCUUUGAGUGACUACCACACUGCGUGGGUCAGGCAGCCUCCAGGCAAGGGACUAGAAUGGAUCGGGAGCAGGAGAUACACUGGAAGCUAUUACCAGAAGGACUCCCUGAAAGACAAGUUCAGUAUUGAACUAAACCCCUCUAGCCAAACAGUAACCCUAAAAUGGCCGAAUAUACUGCCUGAAGACAGUGGAGUAUAUUAUUGUGCCAGAGACACACAACAGCCGUGUUACUAUUACGACUACUGGGGUAAAGGAACCCAAGUAACAGUUACAUCUGGUACACCGAUCAAACCGACCGUCUUUCCUCUGAUGCAAUGUGGCUCCGGAGCCACAUUCAGCAUUGGCUGUCUCGCCACUGGGUUUACACCUUCUCCACUGACCUUCACUUGGAGCAAAGACGGAAAUGCCCUGACUGACUUUAUUCAGUAUCCUUCAGUAGCGAACAACAACCUCUAUACAGGAGUCAGUCAAAUCCAAGUGAAGAGAGAGGACUGGGAUAACAGGGCAAAAUUCCAGUGUGUUGCCAAACAUUCAACUGAAGAUGUUGAAGCUAUGAUCACCAAGAAAGAAGGUAAUAUUGCCUACAAGUUACCAACUCUUAAAGUGUUGGCCUCUUCUGGCGGUCAAGACGAGGUCUCCUUUGCCUGUUUUGCCAAAGAUUUUUCCCCAAAUGUUUAUGAGUUCAAAUGGCUGAAAAACGGAGUGGACAUCUCCAACAGGAUAGAUGAAAUCAAGACUCAGUCUGAGGCCAGAAAGGGCGCAAAUGGAAUAACGCUUUACAGCGCAGCAACUUUUCUCUCGCUCAAAUCCAAUCAGUGGUCAAGUAACACAAUCGUGACUUGCGAGUUUAAAGGGAAAGAUGCAAGUGGCGAUGUCGUUGUGAAGUCAUCUGUGUCCAACAAAGAUGUGUCUGACUCAACUUGUGAGGCAUUCCCUGAUGCAGGGGUAUACAUUAAGCUCACAGGCCCUACAUUGGAGAAGAUAUUUUUGGAAAAACGAGGAACUGUAACAUGUGAAGUCAAAGUCGACAAGCCAGUGCAGAGUAUUUCAUGGGAAAACGAGGAUGGGAAGAAUAUGGUUGGUACCUUAAUAUCCCCCUCACCAGGCGAAACGGGCAUAUUUCGCACUCUGCUUGACAUCAAGUAUGACGAAUGGAGCAAUGGGAUAAAACGCAACUGCGUCGUGAUGCUUCCAAAUAGCAGUGACCCAUUGAAGAAAUCCUAUGAAAGAAAAAAUGGUAAACCACAUCGCCGUCCGUCAGUUUUUAUGAUGGCUCCAGUAGAACAUCGUAAAACAGACACAGUUACCCUGACCUGCUUUGCAAAAGACUUCUUUCCAAAUGAGGUUCUGGUGUCCUGGCUGAUCGAUGAUGAGCCAGUAAACUCCACAUACAUUCACAGAACCACCCUACCGGUAGAAAACCAAGGUUCCUACUCAAUCUACAGCCACUUAAUACUCAACUUUGAGCAGUGGGAAAGUUAUGAUGUGGUCUAUAGCUGUAUCUUUUACCACGAAUCUUUGGCCACUCAAAACUUCAUUUCAAGGACCAUUACACAGACAUCUGCCAAAACGUACAAGGUCAACUUCAACCUAAGCGAUCCUGAAAUAUGCCAGACUCACUCUUUUGACAGCGCCACGAUGCACAUUAGUGUCAUGUACGAGACGGAGGAACCAGUUGCGUAUCGCAGACACAGGACUUUAUUGAUUUUGACAGAGAGUACUGUGCCUCCAGAAAUUACAGUAUAUUCACUGUGGGAGGAUAAAUUUGAAUCCAUAACUGUCAAACUCCUUUGCAUCAUAAGUGGAUUCUCUCCUAACACACUGAGUGUUGAAUGGUUUCGGGACAGCCAAAAGGUCAAUGCCAAGCAGACCUCCACCAGGAAACUUCAGAGUGUGGAGGAAGAGGCCAAAACCUUCACUCUCAUCAGUGAGAUAGAGCCGAAUGUGAGAGAGUGGAGAAUCGGCACCAACUUUACAUGCAGGUCCAUUCAAAACAAUGUAGAAAUUAAAAGGUCGAUAAGUAUUUGUGAAAGUCAGGUAAACAGCCCUCCUGCCAUUCAUUUGGAACUUCCCAGCUUCAAGGAAGCUAUGAUGGAAACAUUGAGCGCAACAGUGAGCGCAACAUGUUCAGUGCGUACUGCACUUGAUGCUGUUAUUACAUGGAUUCUUGAGGGGGAAACAGACAUUCAUUACGACAGGAGCCAAUAUGCCAAUGCAUCACACAUCGUCAGUAAACUGACGGUAUCAGUAGAUCUGUGGAAAAAAACAAAGAGGGUGAAAUGUAAAGUGGAGCAUCGCUGCUUUGCGGACAUUGAGGAGACCAUAGAUGUAUCAGAGCCUGCGGUCAAGUCUCCAUCAGUGGAGAUCAGGCGAUCGCUUGCUGAUUUGCAGAAGAAAGACAGUGCUGUGUUUGAAUGUGAUGUCACCCAACUUGAUGCUGUGGAUCUCUACGUCACCCUUCAAGCCAACGGUGCUGAUAUUUCUGACAAACACUUUGUUGAACUCUCUAAAGUCCAAGGCCCACAUUCCAUCAGUCCACAUUUCAGUUUGCCAAAGUCAUUCAAGAAGAAUGACGCAAGUUUCAGUUGCAAAGUUAACCAAGGCUUCUCUAGCUUCAUUCAGUCAAGCAACAUUGACGGAAUUUUUGUGGAGCCUUCAGUUGAGCUCUUUCUGGCCUCCAGUGAAGAGUCAAGACUCUUAUGUUAUGGAUGGGGUUUUAACCCUCAAAUUAUGUGGUUCACUGAGUCUGAGUCACAAAUGUCCCCAUCAAUGACCAACCUUAGCAUGAAUGCGGAUGGACGUGUGGCUGUGGCUAGUCAACUAGACGUACUCGAAGAAGAGUGGAAAACUGGUAAGGGAUUCACUUGUGAAGUGUCUGACAGGUGGCUGGAAAAAAAGGUCAGAAAAACCAUCAGCUUCUGCUCAGUAACCCCAUCAUCAUCUCAAAUACUCGGAGUGUAUAUUCAUGGACCACCACUCACAGAGUUGCAGAAGAGGGACCAAGUGACAGUCACAUGUCAUUUGUUUGGCACUAAUCUACAAGAUUUUUCCAUCUCCUGGAAAGUUGAUGGAAAGAAUUAUUCCCAGAAUUCCUAUACGGAGGACCCGAUGAGUCACCGCAAUGGCACAGAGUCCUUUCGGAGCUUCCUCGAUGUGUUGGCGAGUGACUGGAAUUCAUAUAAACAAGUGUCUUGUGAGGGAAAACACAAAUGUUCCAACAAAGCCUACAAGGGCUAUAUAAGCAAAAGCAGAGACUUGUAUCCACCAACAGUGCGCAUAAUACCACCUACCAUCUCAGAGCUGUCAACCUCCGAUGACCUCACACUUACCUGCCUGGUUUCUGGAUUUUUCCCAGAUAACAAGAUAGUGUACUGGGAAAAAGAUGGUCAAAGACUACCAUUGAUUUCUUACACCAAUAGCCCUUCAUGGAAGUACAGUGGCAGCAGCACUUUUUCAAUGAGCAGCAGACUAAAUGUGACUAAAAGUGAGGACUGGGGAUCCAUUUAUUCUUGUUCUGUCAGGCAUGAGUCAUCUGAAACACCUUUUCAAAACACAAUUGAGAAUGUGUUUGCUCCAGUGACUCUCAGCCAACCUUCAGCCAUGUUGCUCCGGGGUUCAGGUGAACUUGUGUGCCUGGUGUUUGGUUUCAGUCCAGCAUCGAUUAACGUCUCCUGGUUUCUUGAUGAUACCAAUGAGCUGAUGGACUUCAAUAUAACUCAACCUAGCAGAGGCCCCGACGGAAAGUUCAGCAUCCAGAGCCGACUUCGCCUGUCCCAAAUCGACCUGUUACCUGGAGCGGUCCACACCUGCAGGGUGACACAUGCAACCCUCACGCUGACUCUGAAUGUAACAAAUCCAGUGAUCCUACCAGAUUGCAAUGUAUUGGAUGACAUUGCUCAUGCAGUUGUGAAUCAAGAUAUCAAUGUGGAAAGCUGGUAUAUGUCUGCCACAUUCCUUGUGCUUUUUCUCAUCGCCAUCAUUUAUGGUGUCUUGGCCACCUUGGUUAAGACUAAAUAA
This is a messenger RNA of Nerophis lumbriciformis (worm pipefish), 4146 nucleotides long. The record is from RefSeq and is a predicted model, not a curated record. Lineage: Eukaryota; Metazoa; Chordata; Actinopteri; Syngnathiformes; Syngnathidae.